CCACCACAAGCCACCCCUCAUCAUCUAGGAAAAACACACUAUUUAUGCAUCUUGUAGAGCUUUUACAGUUGCACAUGUGCUAGCUAACAUGGAGCAUCAAUCCACCCUUGGUUUCUCUUUACAGUUACAUAUCCUUCUCUCCCUUGCCCUAAGCCUUGCAUCCUUCACCACUGUCACCGCCACCAGUGAGGAGGAGGGCCAAUUUGUCUACUCCGGCUUCUCCGGCAGUACUGACCUCACCCUUGAUGGCACAGCCACGGUUACACCAGAUGGGGUUCUCAAGCUGACCAACGGCACUGUUCACCUCAAGGGCCAUGCCUUCUACCCAACUCCAUGGCAAUUCAGCAAGUCGCCCAAUGGGGUGGUGCAGUCCUUCUCAAUAAUCUUCGUGUUCGGUAUGGUCCCCGUCUACUCCGAUCAAUGUACUGAUGGCAUGACUUUCUUCAUAUCUCCCACCAAGGAUUUCUCAGGUGCACAAACCUCUCAAUACUUGGGCCUCCUCAACAUAACAAACGAUGGCAAAUCAAGCAACCACAUAUUUGCAGUCGAGCUUGAUAGUAGCCAAAAUACAGAGUUCAAAGACAUCGAUGACAACCAUGUUGGCAUCAACAUCAAUAGUCUCACCUCCACUGAAGCCCGACCAGCUGGCUUCUAUGAUGACAAGAACAACGGUGUCUUCAACAGCUUGUCCCUCGUUAGCCGCAAGGAAAUGCAAGUGUGGGUGGAUUAUGAUGGAGAUACCACACAGAUCAAUGUGACCUUGGCUCCCCUCAAGGUAGCCAAACCAUUGAUGCCACUGGUCUCAACUACCAAAAACCUCUCAACAGUGCUACAAGAUCAGUCCUACGUCGGAUUCUCGGCUUCAACUGGUCCAAUCGACUCACUGUAUUGUGUGCUUGGCUGGAGCUUGGGCAUAAACCGUCCUGCUCCGGAUAUUGAUAUCACCAAGCUGCCAAAGCUACCUCGAAUUGGCCCAAAACCCCAGUCCAAAGUUUUGGAGAUCGUCCUACCAAUAGCCACUGCCAUAUUCAUCUUUCUUGUAGGAACAACUAUAAUUCUUUUGGUGCGUAGGCGAAUGAGGUAUGCCGAGCUACACGAAGAUUGGGAGGAUGAGUAUGGGCCACACCGUUUCUCCUACAAGGAUUUAUUCCAUGCUACUCAAGGAUUUCACGAUGCGAACCUACUUGGCCGUGGAGGGUUCGGGAAGGUGUAUAAAGGUGUGCUUCCGGUGUCUAAACUGGAGGUUGCGGUGAAGAGGGUGUCCCACGAGUCAAAGCAAGGAAUAAAGGAAUUCAUCGCCGAGAUUGUUAGUAUCGGCCGUAUCCGCCACCGCAACAUCGUCCAGUUACUCGGUUAUUGUAGGAGAAAAGGUGAACUCCUAUUGGUCUAUGAUUAUAUGUCAAAUGGUAGUCUGGACAAGUACUUAUAUCUCCAAGAAGAGGAGGAACAUAAACCCACUCUAGAUUGGGCACGGAGAUUUGAAAUCAUCAAAGGUGUUGCAUCUGGCUUAUUCUACCUUCAUGAGAGGUGGGAGAAAGUUGUCAUCCACCGAGAUAUCAAAGCAAGCAAUGUGCUUCUUGAUAGUGAAAUGAAUGGGCGCCUGGGUGAUUUUGGCCUCUCAAGGUUGUAUGACCAUGGCACUGAUCCACAAACAACACGAGUUGUCGGCACCAUGGGAUAUUUCGCUCCAGAGCUAGCGCGCACCGGUAAGGCAACGCCUCUAACAGAUGUGUAUGCAUUUGGCAUUUUCAUCCUCGAGGUAACUUGCGGACGAAGGCCUAUUAUUGACAGCAAUCAGGCAGAGGAGGUUGGUUCAGACAUAUUAAUUGACUGGGUUGUUGAGCAUUGGAGCAAAGGCUCACUCGCGGACACGCUGGACAUGAGGCUACAAGGCAGCAACUGCAAUCUUGAUGAGGUCUGUCUGGCGUUAAAGCUAGGAUUGCUGUGUGCACAUCCAUUUGGCAAUGUAAGGCCCAGUAUGCGGCAAGUCAUGCAAUACCUCGACGGUGAGAUGCUGCUCCCGGAGCUGAUGCCCACAAACGUCAGUUAUAGCAUGAUGGCCGUAAUGCAGAAUGACGGUUUCAGCCAGUACACAUCAUUGACUGACACAGUUAGCAGCAAUGGAGUGACCUCCAGCCUUUCAACUGGAAGAUGAUCCGCAAGCGUCUCAAGAUUUAGUAGUCAGUAUGUAUUUCUUCACAGCCGGAUUUUGGAAGAACAAAAUAAUAACAAUUCAAGUAUCACUAUUAGAUGUAGCAGGCUGCAGGCCUCUGUUUCUUCUCAGUUUUCGGCUUGAAUUAAUAGAUAUACUUUUUUAUGCAAAGGUUAGAUCUUGUAAACAGUUGUAGAUUGAGCUUCUACUUGUUUGAAAUUAAAAGGACUGCCAGUUACUAGUCUUAUAA
Messenger RNA from Hordeum vulgare subsp. vulgare (domesticated barley), 2402 nucleotides. Its product is annotated as L-type lectin-domain containing receptor kinase SIT2-like. Gene Ontology annotation, molecular function: protein kinase activity; carbohydrate binding; ATP binding. The record is from RefSeq and is a predicted model, not a curated record. NCBI's taxonomy places the organism in Eukaryota, Viridiplantae, Streptophyta, Magnoliopsida, Poales, Poaceae. The transcript has a single exon. Gene Ontology annotation, cellular component: plasma membrane. The coding region runs from base 89 to 2155 and encodes 688 amino acids. Gene Ontology annotation, biological process: protein phosphorylation.